AUGGCGCAGUCCACCGCCCACCGCCGCCUUCUCCAAGAGUACCGCGCGCUCACCAACAAUCCACCAGAGGGCAUCACCGCCGGCCCCAUCUCAGAAGACGAUCUCCUCCACUGGGAAUGCCUUAUCCAAGGUCCUGAGGGUACUCCCUUCGAGGGCGGUGUCUUCCCAGCUGAGCUCAAGUUCCCCAAGGACUAUCCUCUUGCUCCGCCAUCUAUGCGCUUCCUCGCCGAUGUGUGGCACCCAAAUGUUUACCCCAGCGGUCUAGUCUGCAUCUCUAUCCUACAUCCUCCCGGUGACGAUCCCAACCACUACGAGCACGCUUCGGAACGAUGGUCACCUAUUCAAUCUGUUGAGAAGAUCCUCAUCUCUGUCAUGAGCAUGCUUGCUGAGCCCAACGAUGAAUCCCCGGCAAACGUCGAAGCAGCAAAGAUGUGGCGAGAGCGACGCACCGAAUACGAGAAUAAGGUCCGUGAGGGCGUUAGGAGAAUGCUGGGUCUAUAA
Messenger RNA from Fusarium pseudograminearum CS3096, 501 nucleotides. RefSeq lists its product as uncharacterized. Lineage: Eukaryota; Fungi; Ascomycota; Sordariomycetes; Hypocreales; Nectriaceae. Gene Ontology annotation, cellular component: endoplasmic reticulum; cytosol. Bases 1 to 501 code for a protein of 166 amino acids. The transcript is spliced from 2 exons. The record is from RefSeq and is a predicted model, not a curated record.